UAAGAGACAUACCUUUAAAAAAUCAAUACGCUGUCAAACACAGCUGAUUGUUGUCUGGAGAUUUGUGAUUAAAGUGGAAAAUUAAAUAAAAUUCUGUAUUUAAUUUUACGGUUUUUGUAUUUGUUGACACUUAACUAGAAUUGAAUAAUUCGCUUUGUAUGUGAUAGAUUUACAUCUGACAAUGAUACUGGUGCAAUUUGUGGCUUAAUUUCAGUUCCAGUAAAAUUCAAAUUGAGAAAUGGACCUGGCAAAAUCCCUAUUUGAGGGCAGGAGCCACGAUGGAUAUGUUGGCAAAGCUGAUCAUAAUAAAAGAGAACUGGAAUUGGCUAUAGAACCAGACGAUGCUGAUGACUCCUACGUAGACCAUUUUAAUGGGCUCAAUAUGGAAGAAGUCGUAACGCCCACACCGGGAGGGCCCUUUUCGGCUUUAAUCCCGAGUAUGUGGCCCCAGGAAAUCAUGGCUAAGCAAUCUAGGGAACAAGACGACCCCAAUUCACAACCAGAAUACAGGUUUGAUGAAUUCGGAUUUCGAGUCGAGGAAGAAGAUGGUCCAGAGCAAAAUUCAAACAAGCUUCUUGGCAUUCCGCUUGUUGAAGAUCCUCAACAUAGGUUACAAUGGGUGGCACAUUUAGAAUUCGCUCACAAUAAAGAAGUAUCUGAACUAACAUGGGAUAAGGUGGAAGUAAGAAUACCGAGAACUGACAAGCUGUUGCAAAUGGUCAGAUCGGGAAUUCCCCAUUCACUUCGCUCGCAAAUGUGGAUGCGAAUGUCUGGCGCAUUAGAGAAGAAGCAACAUUCCGAAUUGUGCUACAAGGAAAUACUUAGGAUGUCUAGCAACGACUCUCUAAUGACUUCAAAGCAAAUUGAAAAGGAUUUGCUUCAUAUAAUGCCAACAAACGCGUGUUACAGCAACGCCCACAGCACAGGAAUACCGAGAUUGAGGCGCAUUUUGAGAGGUGUUGCGUGGUUGUAUCCGGAUAUUGGAUAUUGCCAAGGUUUGGGCAUUAUAGCCGCUUCCCUGCUGCUUUUUAUUGAAGAGGAAAAUGCCUUUUGGAUUAUGGUAACAAUAGUGGAAGAUUUGCUUCCCGCCUCUUAUUACAGCUCUACCUUGUUAGGAAUCCAGGCAGACCAAAAAGUUUUGAGGAACUUAAUAUCAAAUUACCUGCCAGAUACCGAUGAAGUUCUAAGGAAUCACGAUAUUGAAUUGUCGUUGAUUACCAUGCAGUGGUUCCUGACUUUAUACGCUAAUGUCGUCCAUACGAAGAUUUUGCUCAGAAUAUGGGAUCUUUUCUUUUUUGAAGGAUCUUUAGUUUUAUUUCAAAUUACCCUUGCCAUGUUGAAAAUCCAAGAGCCCCAUCUUAAGACUUUGGAGAAUUCCGCUCAGAUUUUUAAUGCUCUGUCUGAUAUACCUGGUGAUAUUGAGGAUGUCGAUAAACUACUGGAGGUAUCAACUCAGCUUACAAGCUCAUUGAGUGAGGUGAUGAUUGAAACUUAUCGAAGGAGACAUUUGGCUUAUUUGAUGGCCGAUCAGGGUGCAUUAGUUGGAAACCCUGAAGCGGCUCCUAACUUACCAAAACAGCAUUUAGUGCGGAGGCAAGUAAAGAAGAACAAGUCAGUGAUUCAGUUGCUUCUUUUUAAUGAACCUACUGAGGAUGAAAUCAAAAGUAAAAAUAUUAAACAGACUGAAAUUCUUGUUGACCUCCGAGAAGCCAUCCUCCAGGUGGUGAGACAUUUUCUCCAACUAGACCCAAAGCUAAGUUCAGAGAUUUCACUGAUUGCUGAUUAUUCAAUGGAAAGUCACGCUCAGGAUCAUGCAAACUACGUAAAUGUAUCGCAGAAUAAACGGCGUAGAGCUAAGGCACUACUGGACUUUGAGCGACAUGAUGACGAUGAGUUGGGGUUCCGAAAAAAUGAUAUAAUCACUGUUAUUAGCCAAAAAGACGAGCAUUGCUGGGUAGGCGAAUUGAAUGGAUUACGAGGAUGGUUUCCAGCGAAGUUUGUCCAGCUACUGGAUGAACGAAGCAAGCAGUAUAGUAGUGCUGGCGACGACAGUAUAUCGGAAACUAUCACUGAUCUCGUGCGUGGCGUAUUAUGCCCUGUGAUAAAGCAAGUAUUCGAACAUGGAAUGAAGCGUCCAAACUUUUUAAGUAGUCCAUGUCAUCCAUGGCUGUUCAUAGAAGAGGCGGCAACGAAAGAGGUUGAAAAAGAUUUUAAUUCUGUUUACAGCCGGUUGGUGCUCUGCAAAACCUAUCGAUUAGAUGAAGAUGGAAAAGUCUUAACUCCUGAAGAGUGUUUUCAGCUACUCUACCGGUGUGUCCAAUCUGUAAAUCUUUCACACGAUAACGCUCACGCUCAAAUGGAUGUCAAACUAAGAUCGCUCAUCUGUAUAGGCUUAAAUGAACAAGUUUUGCAUCUAUGGCUUGAAGUGCUCUGCUCAUCUAGUGAGAUUGUUCAAAAAUGGUACCAUCCAUGGUCUUUCAUAUACAGCCCAGGAUGGGUUCAAAUCAAGUGCGAACUGAGAAUAUUGUCUCAACUCUCAUUCAAUUUAAAUCCCGAUUGGGAACUACCCGUGAAAAGAGAAGCCAAUAAUCAACCACUGAAAGAGGGGGUGCGUGACAUGCUUGUUAAACACCAUUUAUUCAGCUGGGAUAUUUAACAUUUACUGUAUUAUUUGUCCUCGAUUGUUCUAUAGAUUUUUUCAUUUCUAUUCAAUGAAUAGAAUCGCUCGGAAUAGGUCUUGCAUUCUACUGCCUUAACAUUGUUGCAAAAUACUUCUUAAUUUCAAUAUAUGUGCUGCUGUUCGUGAGCUGUAUUUAAAAAAAUCAUCAUAGACCUGAGUUCUACAGAACAAAAUACUGGUGUAGAAAAACAAAAAUCAAACUUCCUUAUAGGCAACAUUUACUGGCUUUGUUAUGGAAGAAACCAUUAACUGCCUUAAUUGCGAAAACUAUUUUAGAUAAACCUUUUAAAUUGAGCCACAUUUUUAAAAUGUCAAUAGCUUCAAAAGGCUGUGUAAAAAAUUGUUUAUUUUUCUUCUUUCAAUGAAUCAAUCUUACUCUAAAAAAUGUUGCCGGCCUCAGUAGUGACCUUAUAUUGAUAAAACACUUUUACCUUGUGCGUUAUGCAUAUUUGGACUAUAUUAAAAAUAAAUUGGUUGAUACAUUUUCGCUGCUAUACCAGGAAACCAAAUAAGUCACUGCAAUAUAACCGUAAUUAGAUAAUGUUAGUAUGGACAAAUGUAUCAAUCAUUUUAAUUUUAGCAUUUAUGCGCAGCUUUAAUUAAAGUACCGUAAGAUUUUAUGUAAGAGAAUAUUUAGGUGCUUCUUGUUAUUUAUUGAUCUUGUAUCGGGAAAAACGGUGUUGUGCAAAAAUUAUUGCUACAUUCUCCUAUAAGCAUGUAUCAUAAUCUUAUAAAAAUGAACUAAUAUAUCGGUGCUUAACGAUUAUUGUAUGCCACAUAUCUUGAAAGAAUGUAUGUCCACAAGUAAGUCUCAAUGCACUAUUGUUUUAGGGGUCUCAACUUAUCACCCCAUCUCCUAAUCUCAAGUGUAAAUUAUGCCUCCUAUAAUACCCUGCUCAAGGGUAGCUAUAUAUCACAGAGAAGUUAUUUUUCUAAUAACUUAUAAAUGUUGCAUUCUAUUUCGUUUUGAUUCAUUUGAAUUGUUUUAUGUAGUUAAUUUUGUUAACAUUACUAAGAAAAGUAUGCUUAGUUUAAUACAUUUGAAUACGUUGAUUAAAACAUUACUAUCUA
Molecule: messenger RNA, 3751 nt
Organism: Dendroctonus ponderosae (mountain pine beetle)
Lineage: Eukaryota; Metazoa; Arthropoda; Insecta; Coleoptera; Curculionidae
Product: small G protein signaling modulator 3 homolog
Exons: 14
Coding region: 239-2656 (805 amino acids)
Molecular function (GO): protein binding
Source: RefSeq, a predicted model, not a curated record